This is a messenger RNA of Callithrix jacchus (white-tufted-ear marmoset), 1221 nucleotides long. It is a transcript of the gene PGLS, whose product is annotated as 6-phosphogluconolactonase. The record is from RefSeq and is a predicted model, not a curated record. Gene Ontology annotation, molecular function: 6-phosphogluconolactonase activity. NCBI's taxonomy places the organism in Eukaryota, Metazoa, Chordata, Mammalia, Primates, Cebidae. Gene Ontology annotation, biological process: carbohydrate metabolic process; pentose-phosphate shunt.
ACACACUGGCUACGGAGGCCGCCGGGGACCAUGGCGAGAGGGCCGCGCCCACUGCCGGCACCUCGGCUACAGGGGCCGCUAGGGGUCACGCCGAGAGGGCCGCGCCCGCUGCCUGCACCUCGGCCACAGGGACCACUGGGUGUCAAGGCAAGGGGGCCACACCCACUGCUCUCACCUCGGCUACGGAGGCCGCUGGGGGUCAUGCCAGGAGGGCCGCGCCCACUGCUUGGACCUCGGAUACGAGGGUCAAGCCAAGAGGGUUGCGCCCACUGCCUGCACCUUGGCUGUGGGGCUCACUGGUGUCACGCCAAGAGAGCGUUGCCCACUGCCUGCUCCUCGGCCACAGGAGAGACUGAGGGUCGUGACGAAAGGGCUCGCCCACCGCCUGAACCCCGCCUACAGUGUGGGUCCAGCAGGAUCUCCCUGCGCUCUCUGCCUUUAUCUAGGCAGGGCUGGAAAUGGUCCGCUUGCAGUUCCUCCUCCUACCUCGUCCGGCGAUCGAUCAGGCAGAGGAACGGCACCGGCAAGACGCAUCUUCUCUCCAGACUGGCAAUCCCAGAAAGCCAGGUGAUCACCAUUAACCCCAAGCUGCCUGUGGAGGAGGCAGCUGAGGACUACGCCAAGAAGCUGAGUCAGGCAUUCCAAGGGGACUCCAUCCCGGUUUUCGACCUGCUGAUCCUGGGGGUAGGCCCCGAUGGCCACACCUGCUCACUCUUCCCAGACCACCCCCUCCUGCAGGAGCGGGAAAAGAUUGUAGCUCCCAUCAGUGACUCCCCGAAGCCACCAGCACAACGUGUGACCCUCACGUUACCUGUCCUGAAUGCAGCACGAACUGUCAUCUUUGUGGCAACUGGAGAAGGCAAGGCAGCUGUUCUGAAGCGCAUUUUGGAGGACAAGGAGGAAAACCCGCUGCCCGCAGCCCUGGUCCAGCCCCACACCGGGAAACUGUGCUGGUUCUUGGAUGAGGCGGCCGCCCGACUCCUGACCGUGCCCUUCGAGAAGCAUUCCACUUUGUAGCUGGCCAGAGGGACGCUGCAGCUGGGACCAGGCACACGGCCCCAGGGGCUGGGCCUCUGUUGGCCGCCGUGAUCCAGGCUCUCACUGGAAAAAGCCACGUGGUGCUGCUGGAAGCCGACAGACUCUGGCCACCAGCCCUGCCCGGGGCUCAACACACCAGCCGUGGCUCUGGGCAUCCGGAUAUUAAAAGGAGCGUUGCUGGAA